GUCACGCUCCCGGUCGUGCAUAUUCUUGGCACACACACAUAGUUCCCGACUGCAACUGAAAUAAUGUUAAAGACAGGCAACAUGUCCAAAUGCCUUGCUUCGUUGGGACCAUUCAGAAGUCGAUCAUCUUUUGAAGUGCGUGAACACCUGUGCUUAUGUGGUUCGUUUGCUUUUUCUUUGUCUCCUGAGGUAUACGUCGAGUGCUUUGUGUUUGUGCUACCUCUACUAGUUCUGUCACCAUGAGAAAUCACCUCCACUCCUCACUCUGGGGAGCGUCUUCAGUGGGGUCGGGAGUAGUUCAUGCGGGAACCCGCCCGCUUCUGCGCUACCUACCGGCGCACGCCUCGGCUCCGACGGCUGUACCGCCACAGUUAUUUGUCGGCACCUCCGCGGCGUCGUCGUCAUCCUGCAACGUAUCUGCAAGAAAAUCAAGAGUUUUUCUUGGAGGCCACGACGAGCAAACUCCGGCCCCAUACUGCAACUUCCACCAAAUCCGCACAGUGAUCAAGCAUCCGGCGCGCAUUGUGAUGGGGCACAAGAUGGAGAUUAUCAAGGGGAACCAGAAAACCGGGAAGCUCUCAACCAUGCCAAAAUAUCCUUCGCAUCCCUCAGACCCGGAUCGAAACAUGAACUUGCUCACACAGUACAGAUGAAUAGUCUUUCGGUUUACUUCGUGAUGCACAGGAGUUUUCAUCGGGUUUAUUUGCGGAGUCAGAGCCACCCCGUUUGACGAUGAAAAAGCUUGCACUCGUGCGACUGCCAACCUUUCAAAGAAAUCGAAACAUCAUAUCCCCUGAAGGUACGCGGAUAUGAAGUUGCGAUGGAAAUACACUAACCGCUGGAACAAUAAGCGGUGGAAGAUUGCGCGUAAGUGGCAUCCGAUCAAGAAUGAAUUCCCGCAGCCCGCGCCGACCUGCAGUUUCAUUUGGCACAACCAGAUGCCGAUCACAAACGGUAACGUACAGCAAGUCAGCGGCGAAAUUCCGCCGAGUCCGGAACAUUUUGAGGACGUAGAAGCGAUGUUUUCGAGCACGACCGCGGGCGCCGAUCCUGAUGCAGAUGAAGGACUGUACAAUCAUCAGACCAAGUCAGGCUUGCGCAUGAUGCAGGACCACAUCGCCAAGAAUCAGCAGGACCUGUUCGCGAUCUUCAAGUCCAACAUCUACCUGCAACACAAAGUGACGAUCGGGGAUUUAGUCCAAACCGAGAAGCUCCGCAUGCGGCGUGCGGGGGAAAAAGUCAUUUUCGGCACCGUUUUGUUUGUCGGCGGGCGGUCGUUUUCCAUCAUCGGCAAGCCCACGGUACCCUACGCGAGAGUGCACUGCACGAUCGAGCAACAAACGCUCGCCGGGGAAAAACUCGUCUUCCGAUGCGGGACGAACAACAAUCGGUGGAGCAUGUUUUGGCGGCGCCGGCAGUACGUGACGAUGCUGCGGGUGGACAAGAUAGAAGUGGACGCGGAAAACGUGCACUACUUGAACGAGCCCGUUCCGAAACCCGACCGGCUGCUGGACGUGUGGAGCAACCGGUUCCUCACCGAGGAGGAAAAGUCGUUGAUCCCCCGCGACCCGGUGACCAAUGAACCGGACGCGGCGAAAUUUUACGACGGGAGUGAACACCAACCAGGCAAUUAUCACAACCGAGGCAUGACGGAGGCCUACAGAUUCUGGCCCGAUCCAGGACACUCGCAUUGGAUGGAAUAGAUUAUGUUCGGCCAUAUUAUGGACACCGGAACAUGAAGUGCCAGUAGAAAUUACAACUCACGUGCUGCCCGCUUCAAAAUGUUUUCGUCGACCAGGAAGCGAUCUCAUUCUUACAGC
Messenger RNA from Amoebophrya sp. A120, 1820 nucleotides. The record is from the annotation of a GenBank genome assembly. NCBI's taxonomy places the organism in Eukaryota, Dinophyceae, Syndiniales, Amoebophryaceae.